GUUUGACGUUUGCUUUGUGAUAAUUUGAUAAACUUGCAAUUUGUGUUUUAUACAAUUGUAUUAUUUAAAUACAUAAUUCUCAAUAAACAUGUCUUCAUCGGAUUCUGAAGAUGAUAGCUUUUUGAAUCCUACUCAACAACUUAAGUCCAUGAUGAACAACUUUAAAGCAGACACGGACUGUAACUUCAACGAUUCCAUACCACUCGACACUCCAACAACAUCACCGUCAAAAGGCAAGAAGUUAAAGAACAAAUCUCCAUCAAAGAAAAGAAAGAAAUCUACAGAUUCGUGCAGCAGUGAUUCUAUAACUAUAGAAGAUUUCCGUGCAUUAUAUCCGCCUAUAACCGACACAAGACCCAAACGAAACACACGAAGUGCAGCAAAGAGGACUGCUAGUGCGCAAAAUUCACCAAACUUGGCUGAUACUCAAAAGUCAUUACCCAAACGUAAAAGUAGAAAAAGUAACUCCAACUCUAUUACCAGUACUACCACUGCGGAUGCAGAAAUGGCGGGAAAUUCGAGUGGAACUGUUGAAAGUGUUGAAAUGGAACCACCGACGCCGCCGGCGCGCGGGCGUGGCAGGGGACGCGCCCGAGGACGCGGCAGGGGUAGAAACAGCACAAAUACAAGGCGUCCUAGAAAUAAUUCAGGAAACCGCAGUAUUUUAGAUAUCCUACAAGCCAUGAUACCUAUUUACAGCGUUGGAAACACAGAUGACUACCCUGACCAAUGUGAUAAUCAACAGUUAUUCAGCAAUCAAAAAACUAAUGAUGUUGUAGAGGUCGAAGACUUAAAUGAAACUCUAGAGGAAAACGAAUUGAUGUCCGUAAAAGUCGAAUGGAGAAGUAAAACAAUCCUAAAAUUUGAGCUCCGGAAAUUUCAAAAAUUAACCCCGAUAUUUGAGCAUUUUAGUAAAGCAGAAAAUGUGAGUUACGAUAAACUCUACUUUUCAUAUAACGGUAAGAUAAUAAAACCAGAUGAUACUCCAGAUUCAAUAGAAUACAGUAUUGCAAAAUUUAUAGAUGGUGGAAUAGUAAGUCAAAGUGUAGUUUCUACGUCAAGUAAUGAAAAUGAAAUCAGACAUGGAAUAAAGCUAAAGUUCCAGUGUCAGAAUGUAAAGAAGCCGUUUGAGAUUAUUGUGGGGCCAAACGAUAAAAUGGCUACGGCCAUGUUGCGGUGUGCCGAGCAUUUUGAGAAACCUUUUGAUAAGCUUAAAUUUGAAUUUGACGGUGAUAUUAUUUCAGGUAAAAGCACGCCACGUGAGUUGGACCUUGAAGGUGGAGGAUGCAUUGAUGUAAAAAUACUGAAUUGAAUGAAAUUACAAUACAUGUUAUUUAAUAUU
Messenger RNA from Cydia splendana, 1342 nucleotides. It is a transcript of the gene Rad60, whose product is annotated as DNA repair protein Rad60. The coding region runs from base 89 to 1312 and encodes 407 amino acids. NCBI's taxonomy places the organism in Eukaryota, Metazoa, Arthropoda, Insecta, Lepidoptera, Tortricidae. The transcript is spliced from 2 exons. The record is from RefSeq and is a predicted model, not a curated record. Gene Ontology annotation, biological process: cytokine production; positive regulation of transcription by RNA polymerase II.